UCUAGUGUUCCUUUUGGUUCUGCAAACGGGAAAAUUAGAGGAAGAAGAUGAAAAGUGGAAGCUUUUCAGAUGAAUCAGACACUCUGUAUAACGUUUGGGUCUCAGUGGGGCACGCUUCUCUCGUUCUGCCACCAUCGGUUUCUGUGUCGAGAUUCAGAGAAGAAAGCCUUUCUCUGACGGGCACUGGUUCGGAAGCAGAAGCAGCGAGGUUCGGCACGACUGGUUUCCUCGGAAGUUGGUGAAAUCUUGGCCGAGACUUCAUGCCCAGGUCCCUCUAGAUUGAUAUGAACCGUGCUGGAAGGCGAAUCACCGUUUCCUGAUUUGUCCUCGUCGUUUUCUUUCUGUUGAUUUCUGUUUCAACCUCCUGCUGCAACUCGGGAACUUCUUCUUCUUCUUCAGAAGAAUGUGUCGGAUUCUUUCUCUCCUUUGCUCCACUCCCCACUUCUGGUCAUGUUUCCUUGUCUUGGCCUCGAUCGAUCUCAUCAUGAAUCGGUUGCCUUCAGCAUCUUCUCAGAUGAAAUUAACUGUGGGUAAUUUUUAUAAAACAAAAGAUCAAACUUUAAAAUAAUUAAACUGAAACCCAGAAGCCACCAAAGUCUAAGAUAUAGCAAGCUGAACACACAAAAGGGAAAAGUUCAUAAAUGAAACACUGUGAGAUUUAGGAGAAUAAAUUUCCUUUUUCUAACCACAAACAUGAAUCGUUUCCUUUAAUUUUCUUUAAAGAAAUGGAAAACAAAAUAUACGGAAAUUAGUGGUAAGAACAAAAAAAAAAAAAAAGACUUGUAUGCCUAUUUCCAUGGAUCUGAGAUUCAAGCAUUAGGGCAAAAAAAACAACUCGAUGGAAAAAACUGUGGAGUUCGCAGAAUCAGCAGCUGCACCAAUGACAAGUGUUUUGCUUGUGAAGACUGGACUCCCUGGUUGGCAAAAAAUCCUGAUGAAGGUGUUUGAGGACAUUCAAGGUUUGCAGUUCACGAUCGACGCGCCAAACAUGUUGAUGUAUCUGUCGGGUAAAGUCGAUCCUCUUGUCAUCAUCAAGAAGCUCAAGAAAGCGAAAACUCACGCUGUCCUCUACCGCAUCGAUUACGGCUACGAAGAGAAUCCUCACGAUCCCCGAAAACCGACCGAUGAUUUCAUGAGUUGCACAUUCCAUGUGAACACGGAAGACGGUGGUUGGUUUAAGAAGCUCUUAGGAGCUUUGAAGACCGUCCAAGGUGUGUCGUUCACCAUAGACGCAGCAUCUCAGCUGGGUUAUGUCUGUGGGAACAUAAACUCAGGAGUGCUGAUGAAGAUGAUUGCAAAGGUUGGCAUUGAAGUUUACAGAAUCGACUAUGGAUUCCGACCUAAUGAUCAAAAACCGAACCAAUUACUGAUCAAAUCCGAACCCGAACCCGAACCCGUUUCUAGGAAUGAAAUGGAUAAGAAACCGAAAAAGGCCGCAGAGACGAGAACCGAAGUUGUCACUUCACCAAACCAUCGAUCCAAGAUUAAGCCUCGAAGUUUCGGAAGAUUUUUGGUGCCAAAGUUUCUUUGGACCUCAUGAGGUGUGUAUCUUCGUUCUUUAGAAGUGAUAUCUAGGUUGAGUUAUAUCUCUAUGCUUAGAUAUUUUAU
Tarenaya hassleriana is the source of this 1608-nucleotide messenger RNA. RefSeq lists its product as uncharacterized. Bases 839 to 1540 code for a protein of 233 amino acids. The record is from RefSeq and is a predicted model, not a curated record. The transcript has 6 exons. NCBI's taxonomy places the organism in Eukaryota, Viridiplantae, Streptophyta, Magnoliopsida, Brassicales, Cleomaceae.